UGAAUGACGCCAAAGUACACUUUUCUGGCCUUGUUCCAUUCGAGUCACCAUGCAGAGCGCCAGUAGCAUAGGUAUGCGCAGAACCUUCACGAGGUAUGUAAAGCCUACACGUUGCAGGUUAUGCUCUCCAUCUCGGUUCAGGAGCUCUACACUCCCAUCCGACUCCCCCUUGUCAUUCGAUUAUGUUGGCUAUAUCAAUCUUUGCAGUCGCUCUCGGCGCUAUAGUCCCGAACGUUGCCGGUGCAGAGCUGUUCCAGUGGUUCAGCGACUAUGACUGCAAGAAUCCUGUGAACGGAGCAUGUGUUGCCAGCGAGGGAGAAUGUUGCACUCCGCCGUACCCUCCAGGCAUCAACUCGGUGUAUGUCACAGCCACAGACGAUGCUAGCGAGAUUAGCUUCACCAUAUUCGCAAACGGGAACUGCCAGAACCCGGUCGACCCCAUCUUGCAGUACUCCGGCUCAGGUGCCGCGGGCACUGGGUGUUACAACGCUGCGAACGCGGCGGUCGGUUCGACUCUCGGUGGCGAGGAAUUGUAAUUCGCCGUGGAUGAGACGUCUCGUAACCACUGUAUGUAACCAGAGUCGUCAAUCAAUCAUACUACUACCCCGCAUGUUGGACAGUAU
Rhodofomes roseus is the source of this 623-nucleotide messenger RNA. RefSeq lists its product as uncharacterized. The transcript is spliced from 4 exons. Lineage: Eukaryota; Fungi; Basidiomycota; Agaricomycetes; Polyporales; Fomitopsidaceae. The record is from RefSeq and is a predicted model, not a curated record. Bases 183 to 536 code for a protein of 117 amino acids.